AGAAACUGAACGCUUCAUACCAGUGGAAACGAUCUUUAUACCUUCGAUAAGGAUGCAGUCUUUCGCAAGGCUGCCAAGUCGUCUGGCUAAAUGCCAGCCGCUUGGCUUCUCUGGCGCUGCUGUACGUCAGCGUCGCUUCAGCUCAUCUCAGAAGCCGUCAUCUCUCAUGCUCGGCACAUCAUCACCGGUCGUUAUGGACCAUUCCAUGCCUUUGUCAUGGUCUCCAAGUACCGAGCAUGUUGAUCCAAGAGACAUUGCUUUGAAUGCAUUCUUUGCUCAGCACCGUCCCUUGGGCAUUGUUCGCGCCUCUGCAUCUGAAAUUAUUGAGAAGGAUCUUGAAACUCUGGGAGAGAGUGACGAGGCGGCAGCUGCGAUGGCUUACAACUUCCUUUACACCCCUUUCCAACCGCCUCCGGCGCCUGUGCCUCAGAGCCAAACCUCGCCUAAAUCGCAAAUCCUUAAGGCUUUGAGAGAAGCACCAACAGGCGUGCUGAUCCGUCCUCAAGAGUUCGAAAGUCUGCCAGUGGAAGCACACGGCCAAAAGCAGGGAUCCCUGGUGCACGCUAUGGGAGCAGUGAACCCAGAAGUUUUGGAUCAGAUCAGGAACACGUUGUUCGGUGAUGCUGUUGGUCAGGAGGAAGUCGAGGGUCUACCUAAGAAGAUGGAAUUGACAAGUGUAAAGAGAAAGAGAAAGUUGAAGAUGAACAAGCACAAGUACAAGAAGAGAAGAAAGGAGCAGCGUGCGUUGAGGAAGAAGCUGGGUAAAUAA
Messenger RNA from Saitoella complicata NRRL Y-17804, 769 nucleotides. RefSeq lists its product as uncharacterized. The transcript is spliced from 2 exons. The record is from RefSeq and is a predicted model, not a curated record. Gene Ontology annotation, cellular component: mitochondrion. Gene Ontology annotation, biological process: mRNA processing. The coding region runs from base 53 to 769 and encodes 238 amino acids. NCBI's taxonomy places the organism in Eukaryota, Fungi, Ascomycota, Saitoellomycetes, Saitoellales, Saitoellaceae.